UCUAGAUAUUCAGUCGCUACAAGCAACUCAAUUGAAAAUCAUCUUUUGAUAAAAUUCUAACGGUAAAACAAGGAAUUUUCCGCGUUCGCCUUUUGCUACAGAACUAGAGUUUGAACGUGUGAGAGUGUGUGUGUGCGCGUGCUACUGUGCGGUAAUAAAUUUCAAAAGGAAAUUUAUAUUCAGUUUUUAUAAACUACACAACAACUGCUAAGUGUGUGUGUUAGUUUGUUCUUGAAAGAAUUUUUUAUAAUUCAAAAAAGUUUAAUAAAUUUCAUCUAAUCAUCAUGUUGUUUAUGUGUCACCAAAUGUCCAUGAAGAAGGAAGCCAAUGAAAAACAAAAGGCCAUGGAACUACGAAGACAACAAGUGGGUGUUGGUGUACCAAUUAUUUGGCUUUUGGGCGGUCCCGGCUGCGGCAAAGGUACCCAGUGUGCCAAGAUUGUGGAGAAAUAUGGUUUUGUGCACUUGAGCAGCGGUGAUUUGUUGCGUGAUGAGGUUGCCUCUGGUUCGGAUAAGGGAAAAGAAUUGGCUGCCAUCAUGAAGGAGGGUAAAUUGGUAUCCAAUGAUGAUGUUUUGGGUUUGUUGGAGAAGGCCAUCCGUGAGAGAUUAAGUGGUGCCAAGGGUUUCUUGAUUGAUGGUUAUCCCCGUGAAAAGGAUCAAGGUGUGGCCUUUGAAAAGAAAAUCGCCCCCGCUGAUUUAGUCAUGUUCUUUGACUGUCAAGAUGCCACUUUGGUUUCCCGUGUUAUGGCCCGUGCAGCUGCCUCUACAGAAAAACGUGCCGACGACAAUGAAGAAACCAUUAAGACUCGCAUUGCCACCUUCAGAUCGAACACCAAUGAUAUUUUGUCGCAAUACACCGAUAAAACUUUAGUGAUCAAUGCUGAACGUGGUGUCGAUGAAAUUUUCCAUGAUGUCACCUGUGCCUUGGACUGUUUGAUACAGAAGAAAGCUGUCGCUGUUGCAAAUGCCUAAAAUUUUAUAUACAAAAUAAUUUCAAAUUUUUUUUUUUAGAUUUUAACUCUCAAUUAAACCAAAGAAUGCAAUAAAACACAAAUUUUCAAAAAGAAUUUAAAUGAAUGCCAAAGAUUUGUAAUAAAUUCUAAAAAAUAAAAGUCUCAAGCUUUUUAGCACAAAACAACAGAUUAAUUAACAAGCUUUAUAUAGAAAAAAAACACAAAUUUUAAAACAUAAUUAAAUAAAAAGUCAACAUUAUAAUAAAACAACACCAAUAGCCGAAAGAAACGAGGUAAAAUUUAUAGAAAUUUUACAAAGUAAAUUUAAUUUUAAAAUAAACAAACAAACAAAUAUUAAACUGAAAUAUUUUAGUUCAAUUUAUUAAAUUUAAGAAUUUUAAUUAAAUAAAAAUAAAUAUUUAAAAACAAAA
Messenger RNA from Calliphora vicina (urban bluebottle blowfly), 1383 nucleotides. RefSeq names its product Adenylate kinase 1 (gene Ak1). Gene Ontology annotation, molecular function: nucleoside diphosphate kinase activity; ATP binding; AMP kinase activity. The transcript has 7 exons. Gene Ontology annotation, cellular component: cytoplasm. The record is from RefSeq and is a predicted model, not a curated record. Gene Ontology annotation, biological process: nucleobase-containing compound metabolic process. NCBI's taxonomy places the organism in Eukaryota, Metazoa, Arthropoda, Insecta, Diptera, Calliphoridae. Bases 285 to 971 code for a protein of 228 amino acids.